AUGGUGACUCUUAUAAAGCAAAGAGAACCUACUGGGAAAAUGAAGAACUUCUGGAAAAUUCCAGUUUUCUUCUUUGUAUGCAGUUUUCUGGGACCCUGGGUAUCUGCAACUCCUAAGCGUCGUGCAAGAUUUCCUGCCAAUUCCAUUUCUAAUGGUGGAAGUGAACUCUGUCCCAAGAUCAGGAUUGGCCAAGAUGACUUACCAGGAUUUGACCUGAUUUCUCAGUUCCAAAUUGAGAAGGCUGCAUCUCGAAGGACUAUCCAGAGGGUGGUGGGGUCCACAGCAUUACAAGUGGCUUACAAGCUGGGAAGCAAUGUAGACUUCAGGAUUCCAACAAGACAUUUGUAUCCCAGUGGACUGCCUGAAGAAUAUUCCUUUUUAACUACUUUCCGGAUGACUGGAAGCACACUCGAAAAGCACUGGAACAUUUGGCAGAUCCAAGAUUCCUCAGGGAGGGAGCAAGUUGGCGUGAAGAUAAAUGGCCAAACAAAGUCUGUCGCAUUUUCAUACAAGGGACUGGAUGGGAGUCUCCAAACGGCAGCCUUCUUGAGUUUACCAUCCUUGUUUGACUCCCGGUGGCAUAAGCUCAUGAUUGGCGUGGAAAGAACAAGUGCCACUCUUUUUAUUGACUGCAUCAGGAUCGAAUCCUUACCUAUAAAGCCGAGAGGUCAGAUUGAUGCUGAUGGCUUUGCGGUGCUGGGAAAACUUGUGGACAAUCCUCAGGUCUCUGUUCCUUUUGAACUCCAGUGGAUGCUGAUCCAUUGUGACCCCCUGAGACCCAGGAGAGAGACAUGUCAUGAGCUGCCAGUCAGAAUCACAACCAGCCAGACCACCGAUAAGAGAGGUCCUCCGGGUGAGCAGGGGCCUCCAGGGCCUCCCGGGCCUCCUGGAGUUCCGGGCAUAGACGGCAUUGAUGGUGACCGAGGUCCAAAGGGUCCUCCUGGACCUCCGGGGCCCCCUGGAGACCCGGGCAAGCCAGGAGCACCAGGCAAGCCAGGCACACCGGGUGCUGAUGGAUUAACAGGACCUGAUGGAUCCCCUGGCUCCGUUGGACCAAGGGGACAAAAGGGAGAACCUGGUGUUCCUGGGUCUCGUGGAUUUCCAGGCCGUGGUAUUCCAGGACCCCCUGGUCCUCCUGGGACCACAGGACUUCCUGGAGAACUUGGCCGUGUAGGCCCUAUUGGGGACCCUGGGAAAAGAGGACCACCUGGCCCUCCUGGACCCCCAGGACCUAGUGGAACAAUUGGAUUUCAUGAUGGAGACCCAUUGUGCCCCAAUUCCUGCCCACCGGGUCGCUCUGGAUAUCCAGGCCUACCAGGCAUGAGGGGCCAUAAAGGGGCGAAAGGAGAAAUUGGCGAGCCAGGAAGACAAGGACACAAGGGUGAAGAGGGUGACCAGGGGGAACUGGGAGAAGUUGGAGCUCAAGGACCUCCAGGAGCUCAAGGUCUGAGAGGCAUCACUGGCAUAGUUGGAGACAAAGGAGAAAAGGGUGCUCGGGGAUUUGAUGGAGAGCCUGGACCUCAGGGCAUUCCAGGUGCAGCUGGUGAUCAAGGACAGCGAGGACCUCCAGGAGAAACAGGUCCUAAGGGAGACAGAGGCAUUCAAGGUUCCCGAGGAAUUCCUGGAUCCCCUGGGCCAAAAGGAGACACGGGCUUGCCAGGUGUCGAUGGUCGAGACGGAAUACCAGGAAUGCCCGGAACAAAGGGUGAAGCAGGGAAGCCUGGACCUCCCGGUGAUGUGGGAUUGCAGGGUUUACCAGGUGUGCCUGGAAUCCCUGGUGCAAAAGGUGUUGCCGGCGAAAAGGGUAACACGGGUGCUCCAGGGAAGCCUGGUCAGUUGGGAAAUUCAGGAAAACCAGGCCAACAAGGGCCUCCGGGAGAGGUUGGACCUCGGGGACCCAGGGGCCUUCCAGGCAGUAGAGGCCCGGUAGGACCAGAAGGGUCUCCAGGCAUACCAGGGAAACUGGGAUCUGUUGGCAGCCCUGGCCUUCCUGGCUUGCCUGGGCCCCCUGGACUUCCUGGAAUGAAAGGAGACAGGGGUGUAUUCGGUGAACCAGGUCCCAAGGGUGAACAGGGUGCCUCUGGUGAAGAAGGUGAAGCAGGAGCAAGGGGUGACCUUGGAGAUAUGGGACAACCUGGCCCAAAGGGAUCUGUGGGUAACCCUGGGGAGCCAGGCCUGAGGGGGCCUGAAGGAAUCAGAGGGCUUCCUGGAGUAGAAGGACCAAGAGGACCACCUGGACCCCGGGGAGUGCAGGGAGAACAGGGUGCUACUGGACUGCCUGGUAUCCAGGGCUCUCCGGGCAGAACACCGACAGACCAGCACAUCAAGCAGGUUUGCAUGAGAGUCGUGCAAGAGCAUUUUGCGGAAAUGGCAGCUAGCCUCAAGAGACCAGACACAGGAGCCUCUGGUCUUCCUGGGAGGCCUGGUCCUCCAGGGCCUCCAGGACCCCCUGGAGAGAAUGGUUUCCCCGGUCAGAUGGGAAUCCGUGGCCUUCCAGGCAUUAAGGGUCCCCCUGGUGCUCUUGGUUUAAGGGGACCUAAAGGUGACUUGGGAGAAAAAGGAGAACGUGGUCCUCCAGGAAGAGGUCCUAAGGGUUUGCCUGGAGCCAUAGGUCUCCCAGGUGAUCCAGGCCCUGCCAGCUAUGGGAAAAAUGGCCGAGAUGGAGAGCAAGGUCCCCCAGGAGUGGCAGGAAUUCCUGGUGUGCCUGGACCCCCAGGACCCCCAGGCCCUCCUGGUUUCUGUGAGCCAGCCUCUUGUACCCUGCAGUCUGGUCAAAGAGCAUUUAGCAAAGGGCCUGACAAGUGA
Messenger RNA from Grammomys surdaster, 2805 nucleotides. It is a transcript of the gene Col9a1, whose product is annotated as collagen type IX alpha 1 chain. The record is from RefSeq and is a predicted model, not a curated record. The coding region runs from base 1 to 2805 and encodes 934 amino acids. Lineage: Eukaryota; Metazoa; Chordata; Mammalia; Rodentia; Muridae. The transcript is spliced from 38 exons.